CCGGCGGCCGCCGCCCGGCAGCCGUGACAAAAGCCGGGCUGCUGGUGGCAGUCGCCCGGGGACCCCAGCCCGGCGGAGGGUUCCUCCGAGGGCGGUGGCGAAGACACCGUUGUGUCCCCCGCACAUCGGGACUCGGUCUGGGCGCGCCCCCCAGCGGUGUAUGACCCGGUGUUCGGCGUCUGUAAGUGUUGGGUGAGGGGCGCCGUAGGCCCUGCCCCGCCCUCCCCAGGCAGCGCGGCGGCUCUCCGACCUCUGCAUUAUAAAGGCUGCGGAAUCUCCGCUGGAACGGGCUGGCGCGAGGGGGAGAAGCAGUACCGCCCCUGUCGCUUUGCAGUGCCUGUAGGACGCCGAGGGCCCAGAGCCCCGCCCGGGGCCCUGAAUAGGGCACGCCAGAUAGCCUUGUCUCCGUACACAGUUAACGUCCCAUUCCCGAACUCAAGUGAAGUAGAAGGAGGGUGAUCGAUCGUCUGAGUAGCCAUCUGCCCCUUUUAGCCAUGAAGGCAGAGACAGUGUCCUCGUUACAAGAGGCUCCAGCUGAGUCCAGCUGGAACCUCAAUAACCUGCUGAGUAGCCGGAAGCUGAUGGCUGUGGGGAUCGUGCUCGGCUGGCUCCUGGUCAUCCACUUUCUGGUCAACGUGUGGCUCCUAUGCCUUCUGUCUGCAUUGCUAGCGGUGCUGGGAGGAUGGCUGGGCUCAAACGCCAUUGUGGGGGCUUCAGGUCGACUGCACCUGGAACGCUUCAUCCCAGUGGCCACCUGCCCUCCAAACCCUGAGGCAGAGAGGCAACUGGAACUGGAGAUCGACCGUACCAUCCAGAUGAUUAUUCGGGACUUUGUGUCGUCCUGGUAUCGCUCAGUGAGCCAGGAGCCAGCCUUUGAGGAAGAAAUGGAGGCCGCCAUGAAAGGGUUGGUCCAGGAGCUCCGGAGGAGGAUGGGCAUGGUGGACAGUCAUGCCCUUGCCCAGAGGGUUCUGACUCUCUGCGGUUGUCACCUGCAGAGCUAUAUUCAGGCGAAGGAAGCCCUGGCUGGGAAGCAGAGUGGUACAGUUGAGCCCUCCCAGCUCUGGGAGGCUUACUGCCGAGCUACUGCCCCACAUCCUGCUGUGCAGAGCGCCAGCACUGAGGUCACUUAUACACGUGGCAUUGUAAAUUUGUUGCUUCAAGGACUAGUGCCAAAGCCCCACUUGGAGACCCGGACCGGUCGCCAUGUAGUGGUGGAACUCAUUACCUGCAAUGUAAUCUUACCACUGAUUAGCAAGCUGUCAGAUCCUGACUGGAUCCACCUCGCACUUGUGGGCAUCUUUUCCAAGGCCAGAGAUAAUCCAACAGCAGUGGUUAAACCAACUUCCCCAGCCAGUGCCCUGGAAAAGCCCUCAGUGCCCACAUCUCUGCCACUGAUUGUUGAGGUACAGAGCCUGCCAGAAGUGAGAGCCCCUUCUCCAGCAGCAGCAGCGCCGGUGCUCCUGAACUGUAAUGAGCCAGACCGGCCUUCCCAUCACUCCCCAGAAGUUGAAGAAGGCCAUGAAGCACUAGAGGGAGAACUGGGUGGAGUGCCAGAAGAAAGAAAAGUAGGAUACAACUCAUCUCAUUUCCUACAGCCAGAUAUUCGAGGCCCUUUGUUCUUAUGUGAAGACACAGAGCUGGAGUCUCCAUUGUCUGAACUGAGCAAGGAAACCAUCAUGCUCAUGACCCCAGGCAACUUCCUCUCUGACAGGAUCCAGGAUGCCCUGUGUACCCUGGAGGGUCCCCAGUCUCUGGAGUCUAAGGAUGUUGAGGGAUCCGAAGGAAUUGAAGGAGCAGAGGCCGAGCUGGGUCCAGGAACAGAAACAGAGACAGGGCUGCUGGUCUCCUUGCUGACUUCCUGCCCAGAGAUCCACAUUGACACAGCAGACAAGGAAGUAGAGCAGGGAGAUGUCACCUCUCUUACAGCUUUGCUGACAGAUCCAGAAAGGACCUGCCCCCCACGACCCUCUUGCUUAGAGAAGGCUCUCACCAAUGGUGUGAGCUCCGUAGAUCCUAAUCUGCCACAGGUUCUGCUUUCCUCCUCUCCAACUGGUCCUCUCAGCUCAGCCACCUUCAGCUUUGAGCCCCUGACCAGUCCAGAUGGCCCAGUUGUCAUCCAGAACCUUCGUAUCACUGGUACCAUUACUGCUCGAGAGCACAGUGGCACUGGAUUCCACCCAUACACACUCUACACGGUGAAGUAUGAGACGGCCCUGGAUGGUGAGAACAGCAGUGGCCUGCAGCAGGUGGCCUACCACACUGUGAAUCGCCGCUACCGCGAGUUCCUCAAUCUGCAGACGCGUCUGGAAGAGAAAUCAGAUCUCCGAAAGUUCAUAAAAAAUGUGAAGGGUCCUAAAAAGCUCUUUCCGGACCUUCCAUUUGGAAACAUGGAUAGUGACAGAGUAGAAGCCCGAAAGAGCCUCCUGGAAUCCUUUCUAAAGCAACUCUGUGCCAUUCCGGAGAUCGCUAACAGUGAGGAGAUGCAGGAGUUCCUUGCUCUGAACACAGAUGCUCGUAUUGCCUUUGUCAAGAAACCAUUCAUGGUGUCCAGAAUAGACAAGAUGGUGGUAAGUGCUAUCGUGGACACCUUGAAGACAGCAUUUCCUCGCUCCGAACCCCAGAGCCCCACAGAAGAGCUGAGUGAGGCCGAGACAGAAAGCAAGCCCCAGACAGAAGGCAAGAAGCCUAGCAAGUCCAGAUUGAGGUUCUCCAGUAAGAUUGCUCCAGCACUGACUAUAACUGAGGCACCUGAGAAGAUUCUCUAUUGUCUCCAGGAAGGCAAUGUGGAGUCAGAAAUCCUAUCCAUGUCUGGGAUGGAAUCCUUUAUUGAAAAACAGACAAAGUUAUUAGAAAUGCAGCCAGCAGAAGCCCCAGAAAAAGAUCCUGAACAAAUCCCCAAAGAUUGUACGGAUGGUUACUUGUCAGAUGCAGCUGUGCCGGCCCGAGACCUCAGCAACAGUGAUCCAGGAGCAGAGACAGAGCUCGCUGACACAGCCCUAGAUCUGCUCCUCUUGCUGCUGAUGGAGCAGUGGAGAUGGCUAUGUACAGAAAACAUGCAGAAAGUUCUUCAUCUUAUGUUUGGGACCCUAGUUCAGAGCUACAGCACCUUCCCUGCCACUCCACCUACCAUUGCUACUCUGAGAAGAGGUAUGGUGUGGUCCCUGCCUGCUUCCUGCUUCGGUGUUGGCCUCUCUGAGACUGUCCCCAUCACUGCUGCCCAGGGAGCACCAUGUUUACUGUGUCUCUGAAACCACAAGGAUCGGAGCUGUAUCCUUUUGCAGAUUACGUGGGCUCUCCUUUGAGCUCUGCACUUUAAAGAGAAGGAUAGUCGGUAUUGGGGCCACUGAUAGUUACUGCCGCUUCUCUAGUAUCGUGAACACACUGCAGCUGGGGCUUCAGGGACUGUACAGCCAUCUAGAUUUGCAUUCAUCUCCUUAAAAUGUCCUAAUUUUCCAACCUCCUGCAUCAUCAUCUCCAAAAAGAUAAGUUCUCCCUUCAGCUUUGUUUACUCUCCUUGCUCCCUUAAAAGACCUAUAUAUGCGUAACUGCCUUGGAUGCCAGGAACUCUUGCCAAGUCAUGAGUGUGCGCUCCCUCACUCUCAAGCUUGCGCUCUAGCCUGCAAAAAAAAAAAAGGAGAGUAAAUUCAACCUCAUGACCCCUCCUUCUAAGCCAAGGUUGGAAGAGUUCUGAGCUGAGCCAGGCUUCAUAAAUCUCCCUUGAUUGUUGAUGGCGUGGAGAGAGUGGGGGAAGGGAGCUGAAGAGAAGUUAGAUGCCCAAAAAAGGCAUUGUUAAGUCAAAGGGAAAUCUUGGACGCAUGCGCGCCUGACCUCGUGUGUCAGCUUCUGUGCUGGGAACAUCCAAUUAUGUAAGAAGGAGCACUCCUUGUUUGGAACUAGAGACAAAGGGAGGGGCAGAGGAGUGAGGGUAGCAGGCUAAGCCAAGGAGUGAAUCCAGCUUGUGCAGACUGCUCAUGUCCGAAAACAGAAGAAACUUACCAGUAUUCCUGCAUGCAUCAGAAUCAGGGUUAGGAAAUUGGACAAGUACUCAGACAUGACUAGGUUGGAGGGAAAGAGGAGGGAUGUACUGUGCUCCAUUGAUGGUAGAAGGUUUGGGGCAGGAAGAUCCAGCCAAGGUAAGGGGUGAGAUUAUUAUGGAGUCCUGAUGGAGAGCAAAGGAAUGAGAAGAAGCUGGACUGGUUCCCUGCCUGGAUGCCCAGAGCAAUGCCAUGAUAAAAAUAUGAAGCAGGCUAGCAGUAGAGUACACGAAUGCCACGUCCUGUGGCUCUGCCCUCCCCAUGGCCCCGAAGAUGGCAUCAGACUCUGUGUCAAAAGGGCAGUAGACACAUUCCUGGCAUCUACAUCAGGAUUUCUUAAAGAGUGAGUGAGUGUGUGUGUUUGUGUGCAUAUGUGGUGUGGGUUGGGGGGCACGUGAGAAUGGAAUAGCGUAAAAAGAGGAAGGAAGAAAAGAAAUUCUGUAAUCUGUGGGCAAAGGAGAAUAGAAAAGUAUGUGAAGUCAGGAAUUCUAUAGAGAUGAAGGAGAAAAGAAAGAAUGUGUCAGGUUUAAGGAGUCCAACAAGCAGUGGACCCAGGAGAAAAUUAAAUGGCAAGCUCUGGACUUUAUGCCAGGCCAUGGACUCAUUUUCUUAGAAAUGCAGUCCCUACAAACCAUCUCCCAGGAAAGGUCAGGAGGAGUGUGGAGAGAGAGGAGGGGACCCCUGCAGAGGGCUGUGCUGCCAGGCACGCGUGUUCGUCUUCCUGAAAGACAGUUACGAAUGGCUGACUACAUCCUCUGCACUAAUUCUCAUAGGUCACCCCAGAAUCUGAGUUGUUCCUUACGUCUUUCUCAAUGGGCAUGUCUAGGUAGCAGAUAGAUAAAGGGCCUCUCUGACCUUGGUUAGAUCUUAAGGGAAACUCCAGGCCUGCCACCAAAGGAUACAAGCAAGUGCCCCAGGAAAGGAGCUGACAUUUAAUACUAACUAUACCAGCUAAGCAGCUUUGUGCUUCAUGGACUGAUGUGCAGUGCAGUUCUGUGAGAUAGACCUAUAUUUACACAUCUUACAAGUGAAGAAAAGGAUAUUCACAUUAAGCUUCCCAGAAUCAUAGAGCUAGGAAGUAUGAGCCCCAAGAUUUCUACUUCAGUCAUCCUGGCCUCAAAGCCCAUGCAAUUUCCGCUACUCUGUACUGCCUCCCCACUCUGCUGGGUUUCUCACCAAGCUGUGCCCACUAGAACUGGCCUCACUUGCAAGUCCCUCUGCCUUAUUUGUGUCUAGUCUCUCUUGCUUUCCAUCUGACUGGACUCAAGGACACAUGCACAUUUAAGUAGUAUAUAAAUUGAUUUCCAUCUACAUAUUUCUGAUUUUAUUCUUAAAACACUCCUGGAUCAGAGAUUGCAUAGUCUCCUUUGGGUAUCCCUCUUCUGCAUCCUGUUCUCAGUGAGAAAAAGAUUUUCAGAGUUAAGAUUCAGAGUUUCUCAAGGAACAUAGAUUACAGCUUUUCUCCUUUGCUCCAUAAAUUUCUCUUUCUUGUAAUUCAGUUCUGGCGCCUUGUGGUUUCUUACACCUGAUCUCUUUCUAUGCAGUUUCUGUAGGAAAAUAGCAUACUUUUGCAAGAGCCCCAGAUACAAACUAAAUCUCAAAAUUCUUUCAAACCAAGUCUCCAGAUUUUCCUGUCAGAUUAUUUUCUGGCCCUUUAUUGACUUGAGUCAUUACUGACUCUAGUAGUUUUUAGAGGUCCUGAAAAUAAUUUUUUGCACUGAUGGCUUUGCUCACGUUGUAUUGUGCUUCCUUGGGAGAAGAGGGACGCUGCUUGUCUCAUGCCUCUCCCACUAGACCUUGACAAAGGGAAGUUCUCAAUUUCUGUAGAUGGGGCCAAGAAGGGCCCCAGGAGUCUCUCCUAUUAUGAGCGGCCUCCCUGUCAUAUUUCUUGGGUGUCACUUACUCUACACCCACCUUCAAAUGAAGAUACCCUGUCUUUUCUAUCCUAUACUGACAGGUUCUACUUGAAUACAGCUUUAAGGUUGUAAAAGAUACGUGGUACCUGAUUGCCUGUGCCUGUGUGUUUUUGCACUUUCUGCGUGUAGAUUCUCAUACACUCAGGCAGAAUUGGUUAUUGCAUCAGUUAAGAAUAAAACAGAAUCUCGUGAGGUAUUUAGACCUCAGUACCUUUCUUCAGGUCAAGUUACUGGUACCUCUUGCCCAUCUGUAGCUACAAAUAGGAACCCAGGACAGUUCUGAAGGACAGUUUCAGUAUCCUCAGAGCGGGGACUGUCUUAUUCAUCAUUCUGUCAUAAGCACCUAAUCAUAUACAUGGAAGGCACUUAACAAAUUUGGUCGAAUGAACAUCACAUGCCAUUCCAAUCAAAUCAGUCCCUCUGUUUAUCACUAGUGAAGUUCUCAGGGAUUCCUCAGUCAUGCUGGGGGACAAGAAACACCAGUGUAAACUGAGUCUCUGUUAUAUCCCUCCCCCACAGCUCUUUAAGUGAGCACCUCAAAUUCCCAGGGCCAUGGUUGAGCCUGAGAAGAGGUUUUCCUUUGGGCCCUUUAGGCCCUCUCCUAUCCUCGUGGCACUCUCCUUUCCAGAAGAACAUAGUGUCCUCUCUGCCAUGGGCCUCCCACUGUGAGGCCCAUCUAAGCUGGCCGUCUCUGGAAGCAUGUCCUGCUGUUGUGCUUCUCAGCCUCUUUCCUUCCACACAGGGAAAUAAGAAUAUGGGCUUGGAAGUCAGACAGAUCUGAAUUCAAAUCCUCCUUUGUGUCUUACUAUAUGUGUGACUUAGAACAAGUCACUUAACCUCCCUCUGCCUCCAUUACUCUCCAAAUGGGAAUAAGAGUGCCCAGCUCAUAAAGUUAGUUGGAAGAUAAGAGAUGAUAAUGAAAGCCUCUGGACGCAUACCUGGCACAUAGAAGCUCUCAGUAACUGUGAGUUCUCGUCAUCUUUACAAGCUCCAUGUUCCAUUUCCUUGGGAACUCUAAAUUGCUAGGGCAGUAGCAUAUCUGAUGUAAAGAAUAUGUUUACAUCUCAGAUCUGUACCUCUGAGACAAAUAAUGCAAGAUAUGUUAAGAAA
Leptonychotes weddellii (Weddell seal) is the source of this 7060-nucleotide messenger RNA. It is a transcript of the gene SNX19, whose product is annotated as sorting nexin 19. The record is from RefSeq and is a predicted model, not a curated record. NCBI's taxonomy places the organism in Eukaryota, Metazoa, Chordata, Mammalia, Carnivora, Phocidae. Gene Ontology annotation, molecular function: phosphatidylinositol binding. Gene Ontology annotation, cellular component: intracellular membrane-bounded organelle.